Messenger RNA from Sphenostylis stenocarpa, 1329 nucleotides. Lineage: Eukaryota; Viridiplantae; Streptophyta; Magnoliopsida; Fabales; Fabaceae. The record is from the annotation of a GenBank genome assembly.
AUGGUUAUGGGUUGGAGAAUACUGAGGAGAGGGAAAAAGAAGAAGAUGCAGCAACGCAAGGUGGAGGAGGUGGUCACUCCCAACCACUUCCGGUGCCCGAUUUCUCUGGAGUUGAUGAAAGAUCCGGUCACGCUCUGCACGGGCAUUACAUACGAUCGACACUCCAUAGAAACGUGGUUUGACCAAGGCAGCUUCACAUGCCCCCUCACCAACCACAUCGUCUCCAACUUCGAUCUCAUUCCCAACCACACGUUGAGGAUCAUCAUCCAAGAUUGGUGCGUGGAGAAUCAACACUCUGGCGUUCAAAGAAUCCCAACCCCGAGAGUACCCAUCACCCCAAUCCAGGUACACCAACUCCUUCUCCUUCUGCAUGCCAAGGCCUCGCGGCUCGACCAACACGCCUGCCUUGAAUCGGUGCACAACAUUCAGAGAUGGGCUGCGGAGAGCAAGAGAAACAUGCGUUGUAUAGUGGAGAAUGGAGCACCAACUGCGUUAGCCUCUGCGUUUCAUGCGUUUGCUAAUGCUAGUGUGAGUGACUCCAUGGAGAACAAUGUCUAUGUGAGUGUGCUUCAUCAGAUUUUGUCGGCUCUCAACUCCAUGUUUCCAACCGAAUUCGAAGCUCAUAAUCAUUUGGGGUCUCCACCUUCUUUACGUUGCAUGGUUUCGUUUCUUAGGCGACAGGAUCUCUCGGGGAAAGAGAACUCCAUUGUCGCACUCAAAGACCUUCUUUCUUUUGGUCAUCAUCAACACCUCGAGGCUUUGGCGCAAAUUGAAGGAAUUAACCAACUUUUGCUCGAAUUUCUUAACCAAAGAAUUUAUGGUCCAACCAUCGUGAAAGCUUCCUUGGCGGUAGUCUGGUAUUUGGUUUCGUCGUCCUCUCCUUGUAGCCACAAAAUGAGAUUGAAGUUUAUUGAAUUGGGUAUGGUUUCUUUGGUGCUCGACAUUCUCGUUGACUCGGAAAAGAGCCUCUGUGAGAACGGUCUCGCUGUUCUUGACUCCCUCUGCGCUUGUGAAGAAGGAAGAGAAAAAGCUUAUGGUAAUGCGUUGGCGAUUCCUCUUCUGGUGAAGAAAUUGUUGCGAGUUUCAUCGUUGGGCUCGGAUUACUGUGUUUCUUCCAUUUGGAAGCUAUGCAAAUUUGGAGAAGAAAUGGUUCUUCUGGAGGCCCUGCAUGUGGGUGCAUUUCAGAAGCUUUUGCUGGUAUUGCAGGUUGGUUGUGGUGAUGAGACGAAAGAGAAAGCAACCGAACUUCUCAAAUUGCUCAAUCCUUACAGGGAUGGCGCAAUAGAAUGCAUUGAUUCGGAUUUCAAGAACCUUAAGAGAUCAAUUUAA